AUGUCUGCCACGCUUUUCCUGCUCGCCGCGCUCGCUGUCCCCUCGAGGGUCCAGGUGAGCUACCUCUCCAACUCGGAGGCAGCCGACGCGGAGGCAGGCCAGGCGGCGGGCAAGGCGGCGGGCGCAGCGGCGGAGCGGGCGGUCGUUCAGGCGGAGGAGAGCGGCCGCACGUACUACUGGAACGAGGAGGAGGGUGGCGGCGGCCUGGCGGCGCUGCGCGCGAAGCUGGCCGCCCUUCGCGAGCGCGAGGCGAGCCGAGGCGGCGACGCGGACGGCGGGCGGCCGAAGGUGGCGCGGACGGCGGGCGUGUUUGCGGCGCUUCUGCUCGCCGCCGCCGCCGCCAUCUGA
Emiliania huxleyi CCMP1516 is the source of this 348-nucleotide messenger RNA. RefSeq lists its product as hypothetical. NCBI's taxonomy places the organism in Eukaryota, Haptophyta, Isochrysidales, Noelaerhabdaceae. The coding region runs from base 1 to 348 and encodes 115 amino acids. The record is from RefSeq and is a predicted model, not a curated record. The transcript is spliced from 4 exons.